UUUGCUCCACAUUGGCUUCUACUUUGCAGAAUGUAGGAGCCUCUCCUUCUGCCAAGAUGUUCAGAAUGAAGAGAUUUAUGCAGAGGAUCUGGAUUCUCCUGCAUGUGUGCCUGUCUACCAUCAUUGGUAAAAUCUGUAUGCUCUUCUUCCCAGAUACUGUAAAGAGAUAUAUCCUGAAGCAGGGAGGAAAAACCAGCAUAGGAGAGAACCCAAAAUUCAGCUAUGAAAAUUGGGGUCCAACUUUCUUCAGCUUCCCGUACUUAUUCUUUGUCUUGAAAGUUAAAUGGAAAAGGCUGGAAGAUGAAGCCCUUCAAGGCUGUCCUGCUCCUAACACCCCUGUAGCAGAUCUCAGUGGAGAAAUUCGUCACAUCCUGGAUUUCAUGCAUGGUAACAGGCCUUUGGUCCUAACAUUUGGAAGUUGUACCUGACCCUCAUUUAUAUUCAAAUUUAGCGAGUUUAAUAAACUUGUUGAAGAUUUCAAAUCUAUAGCAGACUUUCUUGUAAUCUACAUUGAAGAAGCUCAUGCCUCAGAUGGAUGGGCUUUUAAGAACAAUAUUGUCAUUAAAAGUCACCAAACCCUCCAAGAUCGUAUACAGGCUGCACAGAUCCUCCUAAAAGAGCAACCCUUAUGUCCAGUGGUUCUAGACACAAUGGAAAACUUGAGCAGUAAUAAAUAUGCAGCUCUGCCAGAAAGACUGUAUGUGCUUCAAAAGGGAAAGGUUGUGUAUAAGGGUAGACCAGGACCCUGGCAUUAUUGUCCACAAGAAGUACGUGAAUUUUUGGAAGAACUUUAAAUCCAAAAAACCACCCCAAAGCAACCUGUUUGUGAGCAGCACACAGAUUCCAUUGCCUGAUUACAUUUUUUAAAAGUAUUUUUUAUUUAGAAGGGGCUGUAUACAUUUAGAAAGGGUAAAGGUGAAAACUUGUACAUUGUUAUGUAAUCAGCAGUCAUAAACUCUCAAUUAAAUACAAACACAAACAAUAAAUUAACCAUCUAUUUAUUAUAUUCACUCUAGAUUACUUGCAAAUGCUAAUCUCCAUCCUUGUAAUUGCCAGCAAUGGAUGCACAUAUUGCUUUAGACAUUUGAAAAGUAUCUUUGUGAUUUUUUUGGGUAAGCAAGCCAUUCAACUGAAAUGACUCACCAGAGUUUCAAUCAUAUUUGAAAUCAUGGUUAAUUUUUUUAAAAAU
This is a messenger RNA of Python bivittatus (Burmese python), 1189 nucleotides long. RefSeq names its product iodothyronine deiodinase 1 (gene DIO1). The record is from RefSeq and is a predicted model, not a curated record. Gene Ontology annotation, biological process: thyroid hormone metabolic process. NCBI's taxonomy places the organism in Eukaryota, Metazoa, Chordata, Lepidosauria, Squamata, Pythonidae. Gene Ontology annotation, molecular function: thyroxine 5'-deiodinase activity.